This is a messenger RNA of Gorilla gorilla gorilla (western lowland gorilla), 5091 nucleotides long. RefSeq names its product protein tyrosine kinase 2 (gene PTK2). The transcript has 34 exons. Gene Ontology annotation, molecular function: ATP binding; protein tyrosine kinase activity. NCBI's taxonomy places the organism in Eukaryota, Metazoa, Chordata, Mammalia, Primates, Hominidae. Gene Ontology annotation, biological process: protein phosphorylation; signal complex assembly. Bases 547 to 4026 code for a protein of 1159 amino acids. The record is from RefSeq and is a predicted model, not a curated record. Gene Ontology annotation, cellular component: cytoskeleton; focal adhesion.
AAAUGACAAAGGCAUGACUUUGAAAACAAAAAUGGUUUGAGAAGCCAUCUACAGACAUGAUCUGGGUCAGACUUGAUUUGCAGCUUACUCAGUUUUAGAAUCGGUUGUCAGUUUUGUAAACAGAAGACUGCUGGAUGAAUUGAACAGAAGGGUGAGAUUAGCAUAUUAAUAAGUUACUGGCUACUGGCCUGCUUUUUCUCCUCCCUCUUUUCCCUCCCUCUUUCUCCUUCCUGAAUGAAUCUAGGAACACAGAGCCAUGGGGUCACAUUACUAGCUGGUUUCAUUCUGUUCAGUAGCUUGAUCUAGCCAGGAUGGUCUGUGUUUCAGAUUGCGGAAGCAUGAGAAGAUUCUGUAACUGAGAGGCAUUCUCCAAGCUGCUGGAAAAUAUUACAGAAGGAACACCUUCCAAAUUUUGCUUCAAGCUCUGAAAAAAGGAGCACACAGGGGAACCUUAGUCUUGCUUGUGGAUCGAAGCAAAUACUCUCACAGCGAGGAACUGGGACUUUGUGUGCAGACUCGUGGCUUGAUCUUUAUAGGAUUGGGUGUAUGUUGUUGGAACUGGCAGGCCAAGAGGCCCUGAAACCAGCAGGUGCCAUCUAUAUGGAGAAAAGCGGAUGUAGUCCAUUUCCAGUGUGUUGGGCUAAAGAAUAUGACAGAUACCUAGCAUCUAGCAAAAUAAUGGCAGCUGCUUACCUUGACCCCAACUUGAAUCACACGCCAAAUUCGAGUACUAAGACUCACCUGGGUACUGGUAUGGAACGUUCUCCUGGUGCAAUGGAGCGAGUAUUAAAGGUCUUUCAUUAUUUUGAAAGCAAUAGUGAGCCAACCACCUGGGCCAGUAUUAUCAGGCAUGGAGAUGCUACUGAUGUCAGGGGCAUCAUUCAGAAGAUAGUGGACAGUCACAAAGUAAAGCAUGUGGCCUGCUAUGGAUUCCGCCUCAGUCACCUGCGGUCAGAGGAGGUUCACUGGCUUCACGUGGAUAUGGGCGUCUCCAGUGUGAGGGAGAAGUAUGAGCUUGCUCACCCACCAGAGGAGUGGAAAUAUGAAUUGAGAAUUCGUUAUUUGCCAAAAGGAUUUCUAAACCAGUUUACUGAAGAUAAGCCAACUUUGAAUUUCUUCUAUCAACAGGUGAAGAGCGAUUAUAUGUUAGAGAUAGCUGAUCAAGUGGACCAGGAAAUUGCUUUGAAGUUGGGUUGUCUAGAAAUACGGCGAUCAUACUGGGAGAUGCGGGGCAAUGCACUAGAAAAGAAGUCUAACUAUGAAGUAUUAGAAAAAGAUGUUGGUUUAAAGCGAUUUUUUCCUAAGAGUUUACUGGAUUCUGUCAAGGCCAAAACACUAAGAAAACUGAUCCAACAAACAUUUAGACAAUUCGCCAACCUUAAUAGAGAAGAAAGUAUUCUGAAAUUCUUUGAGAUCCUGUCUCCAGUCUACAGAUUUGAUAAGGAAUGCUUCAAGUGUGCUCUUGGUUCAAGCUGGAUUAUUUCAGUGGAACUGGCAAUCGGCCCAGAAGAAGGGAUCAGUUACCUAACGGACAAGGGCUGCAAUCCCACACAUCUUGCUGACUUCACUCAAGUGCAAACCAUUCAGUAUUCAAACAGUGAAGACAAGGACAGAAAAGGAAUGCUACAACUAAAAAUAGCAGGUGCACCCGAGCCUCUGACAGUGACGGCACCAUCCCUAACCAUUGCGGAGAAUAUGGCUGACCUAAUAGAUGGGUACUGCCGGCUGGUGAAUGGAGCCUCGCAGUCAUUUAUCAUCAGACCCCAGAAAGAAGGUGAACGGGCUUUGCCAUCAAUACCAAAGUUGGCCAACAGCGAAAAGCAAGGCAUGCGGACACACGCCGUCUCUGUGUCAGGAGUCAGUCACUGCCAACAUAAAGUUAAGAAAGCUAGGCGCUUUCUCCCUUUGGUCUUCUGUUCCCAUGAUCCUCCUUCUACGGAUGAAAUUAGUGGGGACGAAACAGAUGAUUAUGCUGAGAUUAUAGAUGAAGAAGAUACUUACACCAUGCCCUCAAAAAGCUAUGGAAUAGAUGAAGCCAGGGAUUAUGAGAUUCAAAGAGAAAGAAUAGAACUCGGACGAUGUAUUGGAGAAGGCCAAUUUGGAGAUGUACAUCAAGGCAUUUAUAUGAGUCCAGAGAAUCCAGCUUUGGCGGUUGCAAUUAAAACAUGUAAAAACUGUACUUCGGACAGCGUGAGAGAGAAAUUUCUUCAAGAAGCCUUAACAAUGCGUCAGUUUGACCAUCCUCAUAUUGUGAAGCUGAUUGGAGUCAUCACAGAGAAUCCUGUCUGGAUAAUCAUGGAGCUGUGCACACUUGGAGAGCUGAGGUCAUUUUUGCAAGUAAGGAAAUACAGUUUGGAUCUAGCAUCUUUGAUCCUGUAUGCCUAUCAGCUUAGUACAGCUCUUGCAUAUCUAGAGAGCAAAAGAUUUGUACACAGGGACAUUGCUGCUCGGAAUGUUCUGGUGUCCUCAAAUGAUUGUGUAAAAUUAGGAGACUUUGGAUUAUCCCGAUAUAUGGAAGAUAGUACUUACUACAAAGCUUCCAAAGGAAAAUUGCCUAUUAAAUGGAUGGCUCCAGAGUCAAUCAAUUUUCGACGUUUUACCUCAGCUAGUGACGUAUGGAUGUUUGGUGUGUGUAUGUGGGAGAUACUGAUGCAUGGUGUGAAGCCUUUUCAAGGAGUGAAGAACAAUGAUGUAAUCGGUCGAAUUGAAAAUGGGGAAAGAUUACCAAUGCCUCCAAAUUGUCCUCCUACCCUCUACAGCCUUAUGACGAAAUGCUGGGCCUAUGACCCCAGCAGGCGGCCCAGGUUUACUGAACUUAAAGCUCAGCUCAGCACAAUCCUGGAGGAAGAGAAGGCUCAGCAAGAAGAGCGCAUGAGGAUGGAGUCCAGAAGACAGGCCACAGUGUCCUGGGACUCCGGAGGGUCUGAUGAAGCACCGCCUAAGCCCAGCAGACCGGGUUAUCCUAGUCCGAGGUCCAGCGAAGGAUUUUAUCCCAGCCCACAGCACAUGGUACAAACCAAUCAUUACCAGGUUUCUGGCUACCCUGGUUCACAUGGAAUCACAGCCAUGGCUGGCAGCAUCUAUCCAGGUCAGGCAUCUCUUUUGGACCAAACAGAUUCAUGGAAUCAUAGACCUCAGGAGAUAGCAAUGUGGCAGCCCAAUGUGGAGGACUCUACAGUAUUGGACCUGCGAGGGAUUGGGCAAGUGUUGCCAACCCAUCUGAUGGAAGAGCGGCUAAUCCGACAGCAACAGGAAAUGGAAGAAGAUCAGCGCUGGCUGGAAAAAGAGGAAAGAUUUCUGAAACCUGAUGUGAGACUCUCUCGAGGCAGUAUUGACAGGGAGGAUGGAAGUCUUCAGGGUCCGAUUGGAAACCAACAUAUAUAUCAGCCUGUGGGUAAACCAGAUCCUGCAGCUCCACCAAAGAAACCGCCUCGCCCUGGAGCUCCCGGUCAUCUGGGAAGCCUUGCCAGCCUCAGCAGCCCUGCUGACAGCUACAACGAGGGUGUCAAGCUUGAUUGUGGUGAUCUCACGCCAUCUGCUGGAGAGCAGAAAAAUGACUGGCUUCUGUGUUGUCAGCUUCAGCCCCAGGAAAUCAGCCCCCCUCCUACUGCCAACCUGGACCGGUCGAAUGAUAAGGUGUACGAGAAUGUGACGGGCCUGGUGAAAGCUGUCAUCGAGAUGUCCAGUAAAAUCCAGCCAGCCCCACCAGAGGAGUAUGUCCCUAUGGUGAAGGAAGUCGGCUUGGCCCUGAGGACGUUAUUGGCCACUGUGGAUGAGACCAUUCCCCUCCUACCAGCCAGCACCCACCGAGAGAUUGAGAUGGCACAGAAACUAUUGAACUCUGACCUGGGUGAGCUCAUCAACAAGAUGAAACUGGCCCAGCAGUAUGUCAUGACCAGCCUCCAGCAAGAGUACAAAAAGCAAAUGCUGACUGCUGCUCACGCCCUGGCUGUGGAUGCCAAAAACUUACUCGAUGUCAUUGACCAAGCAAGACUGAAAAUGCUUGGGCAGACGAGACCACACUGAGCCUCCCCUAGGAGCACAUCUUGCUACCCUCUUUUGAAGAUGCUCUCUAGCCUUCCACCAGCAGCGAGGAAUUAACCCUGUGUCCUCAGUCGCCAGCACUUACAGCUCCAACUUUUUUGAAUGACCAUCUGGUUGAAAAAUCUUUCUCAUAUAAGUUUAACCACACUUUGAUUUGGGUUCAUUUUUUGUUUUGUUUUUUUCAAUCAUGAUAUUCAGAAAAGUCCAGGAUCCAAAAUGUGGCGUUUUUCUAAGAAUGAAAAUUAUAUGUAAGCUUUUAAGCAUCAUGAAGAACAAUUUAUGUUCACAUUAAGAUACGUUCUAAAGGGGGAUGGCCAAGGGGUGACAUCUUAAUUCCUAAACUACCUUAGCUGCAUAGUGGAAGAGGAGAGCAUGAAGCAAAGAAUUCCAGGAAACCCAAGAGGCUGAGAAUUCUUUUGUCUACCAUAGAAUUAUUAUCCAGACUGGAAUUUUUGUUUGUUAGAACACCCUUCAGUUGCAAUAUGCUAAUCCCACUUUACAAAGAAUAUAAAAGCUAUAUUUUGAAGACUUGAGUUAUUUCAGAAAAAACUACAGCCCUUUUUGUCUUACCUGCCUUUUACUUUUGUGUGGAUAUGUGAAGCAUUGGGUUGGGAACUAGCUGUAGAACACAACUAAAAACUCAUGUCUUUUUUCACAGAAUAAUGUGCCAGUUUUUUGUAGCAAUGUUAUUUCUCUUGGAAGCAGAAAUGCUUUGUACCAGAGCACCUCCAAACUGCAUUGAGGAGAAGUUCCAGAACCAUCCCCUUUUUCCAUUUUUAUAUAAUUUAUAAAGAAAGAUUAAAGCCAUGUUGACUAUUUUACAGCCACUGGAGUUAACUAACCCUUCCUUGUAAUCUGUCUUCCCAGGAGAGAAUGAAGCAAAACAGGAAUUUGGUUUUCUUUUGAUGUCCAGUUACACCAUCCAUUCUGUUAAUUUUGAAAAAAUAUACCCUCCCUUUAGUUUGUUGGGGGAUAUAAAUUAUUCUCAGGAAGAAUAUAAUGAACUGUACAGUUACUUUGACCUAUUAAAAAGGUGUUACCAGUAAA